Glycine soja is the source of this 575-nucleotide messenger RNA. Its product is annotated as protein OSB2, chloroplastic-like. The transcript is spliced from 3 exons. Bases 60 to 335 code for a protein of 91 amino acids. The record is from RefSeq and is a predicted model, not a curated record. Lineage: Eukaryota; Viridiplantae; Streptophyta; Magnoliopsida; Fabales; Fabaceae.
CAAAGAGAAACCGGGAUUCUUCUUCAUCGAGUCCCUGGAGAGACCUUGUAGAUAAUCCCAUGCAUUGGCGUGAUUUCCGUGAAAGCAAACGCAAUGGAUUGGUAAAACCAAGGCACCCUGAUUUCAAACCCAAGGAUGGACAUUCUCUCUGGCUUAGCAAGGAUAAUGAAUGGGUUUUACCUAAACUGAAAGGACUUCAAUUUGAUGUUCCAGAUUCUAUAUCCAAAAAAGGUGGAGGUGAGUCCUGGAAUGAUUUGGUGCAAAAUCCAGAUAACUGGUGGGAUAAUAGAUUAAAUAAGGUAAUCCCAUUUUCUGUUUUGUCCUUGUGUUCUUAAAUCUUUACAAGUUUAAUAUUACUUUAUUAGAUUUUUUGUAUUGAGUUAGUAGUUCAUUUCGCAAGUUCUGUUUUUGCGAUAUUUUUAUAAAACUUAGUAUCUCAACCAAUCGGCUACUUAGCAUUUGACUUGCAAUCUUUACCAAGGCAGAUAUAGAUAUAUUAGCUAGGUAGCUGCUUCUGAUGUGAAAAGGCAUUUAUCAUCAGACCAGAAUUUCUGUUACUCCUGUACAUCCUUAUU